UCAACCAGAGCCACGGCAGCCGCCGGACUGGGACCAGCACAUCCCAGUUUACCUCGCCCCACCAGUGCCUGCGUCCCACUGGCUGGCAGGGCUGAGCAGCACCAGCACGCCAUGAAGCAAGGCUGAGAGGAGCUUGGAAGUGGAAAAUCCUGGGAAAAGCAGCUGGGUUUUUUGAGAAGGUGCUCUGAAACAAAGGGAAUUCAAGGAGGAAAACUCGGCUAAAGGGCCAAGAUGAGGGAACAGCCACAUGUGCCCUGGGUGGCAGUGUUUGGCUUCCUACUCUCAGGCUGUUGCUGGGUUCGUGGCCAGCAGCAAGCAGCUGAAGAGUCUGCUGACCUUAUAUUCCUUCUUGACGGAUCAAACCACAUCGGAAGUGCCCAUUUUCCAGCCAUCCGUGAUUUCCUUGUAGAUUUGAUUGCCAGCCUCCCAGUUGGAGCUCAGCAGAUCCGCGUUGGGGUGGUGCAGUAUAGCCAGCAAGCCAGAACCGAGCUAGCCUUGAACAGCUUCUCCACCAAAGCAGAUGUGCUGGAUGCAGUCAAGGCCCUUGGCUUCCUCGGGGGGGAGGAAGCCAACACUGGUGCAGCUCUGGAGUUUGUGGUGGAGAACCUCUUCACCCAGGCAGGAGGCAGCAGGCUAGAGGAAGCGGUGCCUCAGAUUUUGGUGCUGAUCAGUGGUGGAGAGUCUAGUGAUGAUGUCAGAGAGGGCUUGUUGGCUGUGAAGCAAGCUAGGAUCUUCUCCUUUAGCAUUGGGGUGCUGAGUGCUGACAGGGCUGAGCUGCAGCAGAUUGCUACUGAUGGGAGCUUCGCUUUUACUGCCCUGGACAUCCGUAACCUUGAUGCUCUCCGGGAGCUGCUACUGCCCAACAUUGUUGGAGUGGCCCAAAGGCUCAUUUUGUUAGAGGCCCCAACCAUUGUGACUGAAGUUAUUGAGGUGAACAAGAAGGACAUAGUCUUCCUGAUCGAUGGCUCAACUGCUCUGGGCACUGGCCCCUUUAACUCAAUCCGUGACUUCGUUGCCAAGAUUGUCCAGAGGCUGGAGGUUGGCCCAGACCUGAUCCAGGUGGCUGUGGCUCAGUAUGCUGACACAGUGAAGCCAGAGUUUUAUUUCAACACCCACCAGAGCAGGAAAGACGUGAUGGCCAACGUGAAGAGGAUGAAGCUGAUGGGUGGCACGGCCCUCAACACUGGCUCAGCGCUGGACUUUGUGAGGAAAAACUUCUUCACAAGUGCUGCUGGCUGCAGGGUGGAGGAAGGGGUGCUCCCCAUGCUGGUGCUUAUCACGGGGGGUAAGUCCAGGGAUGCUGUGGACCAGGCUGCAGCAGAGAUGAAAAGGAACAGGAUUGUCACCCUGGCCAUUGGCUCAAGAAAUGCCGACAUGGCAGAACUCCAGGAAAUUGCCCACGAGAGGGAUUUUGUCUUCAACCCCAAUGACUUUCGUGUUCAGUUCAUGCAAGCCAUCCUUCCUGAGGUGCUCUCACCCAUCCGGACCCUCUCUGGAGGAAUGAUUAUCUCAGAACCACCAUCAGUUGAAGUAAGCCAAAGGGAUAUCAUCUUCCUUGUGGAUGGAUCACUCCAGGUCGGAGAUGCCAACUUCCCCUUUGUGCGGGACUUUGUUGCCACCCUAGUUAACUCCCUCGAUGUCGGCAGCGACAAAACCCGCGUGGGUUUAGUGCAAUUUAGUGACACUGCUCAGACCGAGUUCUCUCUCUCCUCCUACCACACCCGAGCUGACAUCACCCACCACCUGGGCCAGCUGAGGCCCCGAGGGGGGUCGGUGCUGAACAUGGGCUCUGCCCUCCAGUUCGUGCUCUCCAAUCACUUCACGGAAGCUGGUGGGAGCAGGAUCAAUGCCCAGGUGCCCCAAGUCCUAGUGCUGGUGACAGCAGGAAGGUCUGCUGAGCCCUUCCUGCAAGUGGCAAAUCAAUUAGCUCGGGCUGGAGUGCUGACCUUUGCUGUUGGAGUUAGGAGUGCUGAUAAGGCAGAGCUGGAGCAGAUUGCCUUUAAUCCCAGGAUGGUGUAUUUGGUGGAUGAUUUCAGUGCUCUGACAGCUUUACCCCAGGAGUUAACUAAGCCCAUCACAACAUAUGUUAGUGGAGGUGUGGAAGAGGUUCCACUCGCCCCAACAGAAAGCAAGAAAGAUAUUUUAUUCCUACUUGAUGGCUCAGCAAACCUCUUGGGUAGCUUCCCUGCUGUCCGGGACUUUGUCCACAAAGUCAUUUCUGACCUGGACGUGGGCUCUGAUGCUACACGAGUGGCUGUGGCUCAGUUCAGUGACACCAUCCAAGUGGAAUUUGACUUUGCCGAGCUUCCAUCGAAGCAGGACAUGCUGCUGAAGGUGAAGAGGAUGAAGAUAAAAACAGGGAAGCAGCUCAACAUCGGAGCGGCGCUGGAUGAAGCCAUAAGAAGGCUGUUUGUGAAGGAAGCUGGGAGCAGGAUUGAAGAAGGAGUUCCUCAGUUUUUGGUCCUCCUCGCUGCUGGGCAAUCAACCGACGAGGUGGAGCAACCAUCAGACGCUCUGAAGCAAGCUGGAGUGGUGACCUUUGCCAUCAAAGCCAAGAACGCCGACCCCAGUGAGCUGGAACGCAUCGCUUAUGCCCCACAAUUCAUCCUCAACGUCGAGUCCCUCCCUCGCAUUGCUGAGCUGCAGCCAAACAUAGUCAGCCUGCUGAGAACCAUCCAGCUUCAACCAGCAGUUGAGAGAGGUGAGAAGAAGGACGUGGUGUUUCUCCUCGACGGCUCGGAUGGUGUCAGAAGAGGUUUCCCUCUCCUGAAGACCUUUGUCCAAAGAGUGGUGGAAAGCCUGGAUGUCGGCCGCGACAAGGUCCGCGUCGCCGUCGCGCAGUACAGCAACAGCAUCCGGCCUGAGUUCUUGCUGGACUCCUAUGAGGACAAGGCAGAUCUCCUCAGUGCCAUCCAGGAGCUGAAGGUGUUGGGAGGAUCUCCUCUCAACACUGGAGCAGCCCUCGACUACCUCAUCAAGAACGUCUUCACGGUGUCGAGCGGCAGCAGGAUUGCCGAGGGCGUCCCGCAGUUCCUCAUCCUGCUGACCGCCGACCGCUCCCAGGACGAUGUGAGGAGGCCCUCGGUGGUCCUGAAGACCAGUGGCACGGUGCCCUUUGGCAUUGGGAUUGGGAACGCCGAUCUCACGGAGCUGCAGACCAUUUCCUUCCUGCCGGAUUUUGCCAUCUCUGUGCCUGACUUCAGCCAGCUGGAGACGGUGCAGCAGGUGGUCUCCAACAGAGUCAUCCGCCUGACCAAGAAGGAGAUCCAGUCACUUGCCCCUGAUCUGGUUUUCACAUCACCCAGCCCAGCUGGUGUGAAGAGGGACGUGGUGUUCCUGGUGGAUGGCUCCCGCUAUGCUGCCCAGGAGUUCUACCUCAUCCGCGACCUCAUUGAGAGGAUCGUCACCAACCUGGACGUGGGCUUCGACACCACCCGCGUCUCUGUGGUCCAGUUCAGUGAGCACCCCCACGUGGAGUUCCUCCUCAAUGCCCACUCCACCAAGGACGAGGUGCAGGGCGCUGUCAGGCGGCUGAGGCCACAGGGUGGCCAGCAGGUCAACGUGGGGGAGGCCCUUGAGUUCGUGGCCAAAACCAUCUUCACCCGGCCCUCCGGGAGCCGCAUCGAGGAGGGUGUCCCUCAGUUUCUGGUCAUCCUGUCCUCCCGCAAGUCCGAUGAUGACCUGGAGUACCCAUCCCUCCAAGUCAAACAAGUGGGGGUGGCACCGAUGGUGGUGGCCAAGAAUAUGGAUCUUGAGGAGAUGGUGCAGAUUUCCCUUAGUCCUGAUUAUGUCUUCCAAGUCUCCAGCUUCCAGGAGCUGCCCAGCCUGGAGCAGAAGCUGCUGACUCCUAUCGAGACCCUGACUGAGGACCAGAUCAGACGGCUGCUGGGAGAUGUGCAGGUCCCCGAAAGUGUUCCUGGUGAGGAGAAGGACGUCGUGUUCCUCAUCGACAGCUCAGAUGCGGUCAGGCCCGACGGGCUGGCCCACAUCCGGGAUUUCAUCAGCAGGAUUGUGCAGCAGCUGGAAGUUGGGCCCAACAAGGUGCGGGUGGGCGUGGUGCAGUUCAGCAGUAACGUCUUCCCUGAGUUCCAACUCAAGACCCACAAGUCCAAAAAUGCUGUCCUGCAAGCCAUCCGCCGCCUCAGGCACCGAGGUGGGUCCCCGGUCAAUGCUGGCAAAGCCCUGGACUACGUGGUGAAGAACUACUUCAUCAAGUCUGCUGGGAGCAGGAUAGAAGAUGGAGUGCCCCAGCACCUUGUGGUCAUCCUUGGAGACCGCUCCCAGGAUGAUGUCAACAGGCCUGCGAACGUCAUCACCUCAACCAGCAUUCAACCCUUGGGUGUUGGAGCCAGGAAUGUGGACAGGAACCAGCUGCAAGUCAUCACCAACAAUCCUGAGAGGGUGCUGGUGGUGCAGGACUUCACGGAGCUCCAAACUUUAGAAAAGACAGUGCAGAGUAUUCUUGAACAGCUUCCCAUACCUACAACAGAAACCCCUGGGAUUUUAGGACCUGGAAGUAAGAAGCAAGCUGACAUCGUGUUCUUGCUGGAUGGCUCCAUCAACCUCAGUAGGGACAACUUCCAAGAAGUUCUCCAGUUUGUCUACUCUGUGGUGGAUGCCAUUUACAGGGAGGGUGACUCCAUCCAGGUGGGUCUGGUCCAGUACAACUCAGAUGUCACUGAUGAGUUUUUCCUCAAGGACUAUUCCACCAAAGCUGAGAUCUUAGAUGCCAUCAACAAAGUUGUCUACAAAGGUGGCCGGGUGGCAAACACUGGAGCAGCCAUCAAGCACAUCCAGGAAAAGCACUUUGUCAAGGAGGCUGGCAGCCGAAUCGACCAGAGGGUGCCCCAGAUUGCCUUCAUCAUCACAGGUGGGAAGUCCUCAGAUGAUGGGCCAAGUGCCUCCUUGGAGAUUGCCCAGAAAGGCGUAAAAGUCUUUGCCGUGGGCGUGAGGGACAUCGACCUGAAGGAAGUCAGCAGGCUGGCCAGUGAGAGUGCCACGAGUUUCAGAGCAGCCACAGCCCAGGAGCUGUCUGAGCUGAAUGAGCAGGUCCUGGUGACACUGGAAGCUGCCAUGGAGGAGAAAUUGUGUCUAGGCACAUCAGAUGUCACAAGAGAUUGUGACCUAGAUGUCAUCCUUGGUUUUGAUGUCACGGAUGUUGGCCCUGGCCAAAACAUCUUCACCUCCCAGCGAGGUCUGGAGUCCCGAGUGGAGACCGUGCUGAACAGAAUAACUCAAAUGCAGAAGAUCAGCUGCACAGGCAACCAGGCACCCAACGUCAGGGUGGCCAUCAUGGCCCAGGCUCGGGGGGGACCUGUGGAGGGCCUGGACUUCUCCGAGUACCAGCCUGAGCUCUUUGAGAGGUUCCAAGGCAUGCGCAGCCGUGGGCCCUACUUCCUCACUGCAGACACCCUGAGGUCCUACCUCAACAAAUUCAGGUCCACGCCCUCUGGGAGCACCAAGGUCAUCAUCCAUUUUACGGACGGGGCAGAUGACUCCAUGGAUCAGCUGGAAGCUGCUUCAUCUGCUUUGCAUGCAGAAGGUGUCCAUGCUCUCCUCUUGGUGGGGCUGGACCGGGUGGCCAACUUUGACCGGGUGAUGCAGCUGGAGUUUGGUCGGGGCUUCACCUACAACCGGCCCCUACGGGUGAAUCUCCUGGACCUGGACUUCGAGCUGGCCGAGCAGCUGGACACCAUCGCCGAGAGGACGUGCUGCAAGGUCCCGUGCAAGUGUUCCGGGCAGCGAGGGGACAGGGGCGUGCCCGGCCCCGUGGGACCCAAGGGUGCCACAGGUGACCUUGGCUAUGGAGGCUAUCCUGGUGACGAGGGAGGACCGGGCGAGCGGGGACCACCAGGUGCCAACGGGACACAAGGUUUCCAGGGCUGCCCUGGCCACAGAGGAACCAAGGGUUCUCGGGGAUUCCCAGGAGAGAAGGGUGAACUGGGAGAAAUGGGUCUGGAUGGCAUUGAUGGAGAAGAGGGAGACAAGGGCUUGCCUGGCUCCUCUGGAGAGAAGGGAUACUCUGGCAGGAGGGGUGAUAAGGGAGUAAAAGGAGAACGAGGAGAACGAGGCGACCGUGGGCUCCGUGGAGACCCGGGAGACUCAGGAGCUGACAAUACCCAGCGGGGACUCAAAGGCCAAAAGGGUGAAAUUGGACCCAUGGGAGAGCUGGGACUGGAGGGGGUGGCCGGCCAAGCUGGUGGAGCUGGGAGGAAGGGGAUGACAGGACGAAGGGGACCCAUAGGAGUUAAGGGUACCAAGGGUGCGCUGGGCCAAGCAGGACCAGCAGGAGAACAAGGCAUGAGAGGACCACAGGGGCCAUCAGGCCAGCAGGGCACACCAGGCAUCAGAGGAGAGCAGGGAGUUCCUGGACCCAGGGCUGGUGGUGGACCACCAGGAACCCCAGGAGAACGGGGCAGGAUUGGUCCCCUAGGGCGAAAGGGAGAGCCUGGAAACCCUGGACCGAAAGGGCCAAAUGGACAGCAAGGUCCACGAGGAGAGAUGGGUGAUGAUGGACGAGAUGGAAUUGGUGGCCCAGGUCCUAAAGGCAGGAAGGGAGAACGUGGCUUCCUUGGCUACUCAGGACCCAAGGGUGGACCUGGGGAUCGUGGUGUUGCUGGAGGCCCCGGCCCUAAAGGAAACAGAGGCCGCAGAGGAAAUGCAGGAGAUCCUGGGACACCUGGUCAGAAAGGAGAGGUUGGAUACCCUGGACCAUCUGGGCUGAAAGGUGACAAAGGAGAGUCCAGAGAUCAAUGCGCCCUGGUGAGGAACAUCAAGGACAAAUGCCCUUGCUGCUAUGGUCCCAAGGAGUGUCCUGUCUUCCCCACUGAGCUGGCCUUCGCUAUCGACACCUCCUCUGGGGUGGGGAGGGAGGUUUUCAACAGGAUGAAGCAAACUGUCCUCAGAGUGGUCAACAACUUAACCAUUGCCGAGAGCAACUGUCCUCGGGGGGCCCGGGUGGCCCUGGUCACCUACAACAACGAGGUCACCACCGAGAUCCGCUUUGCCGAUGCCAGGAAGAAAUCCAGCCUCCUCCAGCAGAUCCAAAACUUCCAGGCCACCCUGACCACAAAGCCACGUAGCCUGGAGAUUGCCAUGUCCUUUGUGGCCAGGAACACCUUCAAACGGGCCCGAAGUGGCUUCCUGAUGAGGAAGGUGGCUGUCUUCUUCAGCAAUGGAGAAACCAGAGCCUCUCCACAGCUCAGCGAGGCCGUGCUGAAGCUCUACGACGCUGGGGUCAUGCCCGUGUUUCUCACCAGCAGGACAGACCCAGUUCUCACCCGAGCUCUGGAGAUCAACAACACAGCGGUGGGACAUGCCAUUGUCCUCCCAGCCAACGUCAACCAGCUGAAUGAAACCAUCAGGAGGCUUCUGACAUGCCACAUCUGCCUGGAUGUGUGUGAGCCUGAUCCUGCCUGUGGCUUCGGUGCCCAGCGCCCCGUAUUCAGGGACAGAAGAGCAGCCCCAACAGAUGUAGACACUGACAUGGCCUUCAUCAUGGACAGCUCGGAGUCCACCACCCCCCUGCAGUUCCAUGAGAUGAAGAAGUACAUUUCCCACCUGGUCAGCAACCUGGAGAUCAGCUCAGAGCCCCGAGCAGCUCAGCACCACGCGAGGGUAGCAGUUCUCCAGCAAGCUCCUUAUGAACAUCAGACCAACUCCACCUUCCCCCCAGUCCAAACCGAGUUUUCCCUGACGGAUUAUGGCUCCAAGGAGAAGAUCAUCAACUACCUCCACAACCAGAUGACCCAGCUCCAUGGCACCAGGGCCACGGGCAGGGCAGUGGAGCACACAAUAGCUCACGUGUUCGAGAGUGCCCCAAGCCCCCGAGACCUCAAAGUCAUCAUCCUGAUGAUGACUGGGAAAGUGGAGCAGCAGGAACUCCAGCACCUGCAGAAGGUUGUGAUGGAUGCAAAAUGCAAAGGCUACUUCUUUGUUGUCCUGGCCAUUGGCAGGAAGGUGGAUCCCAAGGACAUCUACAGCCUGGCCAGCGAGCCAAAUGAUGUCUUCUUCAAGCUGGUUGACAAGCCAGGAGAGCUCCACGAGGAGCCCUUGCUGCGCUUCGGGAGGCUGCUGCCAUCUUUCAUCAGAAGUGACUUUGCUUUCUACCUGUCGCCAGAGAUGAAGAAACAGUGUGAGUGGUUCCAGAGUGACCAGCAAGCCAAGAGCUCCAGGCCACAAGUAGUGUCGGUGCCACCCAACGUGACAGUGACCCUGGGUGGCAGCACCAAGGGCCCCGUGAGCUCCACCACCCGUGCCAGAGCCACCCCUGCCAGCUCCACAGCCCAGCCCAGAGCCACCCACCAGCCCAUGGCCACCACCCUGGGCCAGGGGAACACCACGGCCGGCACCAAAGCCUCCGGCCGCUCCGGCGCUGCAGCCACCACAGGAGGUGGCAGGAGGAGACAAGCGAAGCCCCAGGAGAUCCAGAUCACUGAGGUCACUGAGAGCAGCGCCAGGCUGCGCUGGGCCAGCCCCGAGCCAACCAGCACCUACACCUUUGAUGUCACCAUCACCUCAGCUCAGGACCACUUGCUGGUGCAGAAGCAGAACCUGACCAGCACUGAGCACCUUGUCCAAGGACUCGCCAGUGGUCAGAAAUACCUCGUGGCCAUCACUGGCUUCCAGAAGUCCCAACCCAAGGUCACCUACACAGGGACCUUCAGCACAAAGACCCCAGCACAGCACAAGGUCUCCUUGGCCAACAUGAUGCUCAACACCGAGCCCCUGGAAGGGCCUGAAAGUGUGCCAGAGGUGUGCUGGCUGCAGAAGGACGAGGGUCCCUGCAGGAAGUUCGUGCUCCAGUGGCACUACGACCCCACCACCCGGAGCUGCGCGCGCUUCUGGUACGGCGGCUGCGGGGGCAACGAGAACAGGUUCCCCAGCCAGAAGGAGUGUGAGAGGCUCUGUGUCCCAGGUACCAUCAACCCUGGUGUGGUGACCACAAUAGGAACAUAGAGCUUGGUGGCCACACCUCUGGGACAUCAGGAUCAUCCCCCUCCAGAAGCCAAGGGUACAGAUGACCUUCCAUUCUCCCAUCCCAUGCUUUUCACUCCCAAGAAAACCUUGGAGAAAGGGAUUUCUCCUCCUUGACCUACCAACAAUGGUGCUAAAAACUCUUGGUGGACUCUGGCAGGGUUGGAUGGAGCUGCAACCAAAUGGUACCAAAGAUCUCCCCCUUUUCUGCCCAGGGCACCUUAAAACGAGACCAAAACCACCAAAAAUGAGACAAAACACUUUUAAAAAUAAGAUUAAAACCAUCAGAAAUGAUAUUAAAACCAUCAACAAAGAGACAAAAGCCACCAAAACUGAGACCCAACCCUCCUUGUUUUACCCUUGCUCUUCUUCUCCUCCCAAGAAUACAAUUUCGGGGGGAAAAUGGGGAAUUUUUUUCUCUUUCUGUGGCAGGAAUUUUAUCCAAAGAACUUUUAAAUAAAAUCUAAUGGAGGUUUUGAGAAA
This is a messenger RNA of Apus apus (common swift), 9459 nucleotides long. RefSeq names its product collagen type VI alpha 3 chain (gene COL6A3). Gene Ontology annotation, molecular function: protein binding; serine-type endopeptidase inhibitor activity. NCBI's taxonomy places the organism in Eukaryota, Metazoa, Chordata, Aves, Apodiformes, Apodidae. The transcript is spliced from 43 exons. The record is from RefSeq and is a predicted model, not a curated record. Bases 232 to 8958 code for a protein of 2908 amino acids.